Messenger RNA from Closterium sp. Naga37s-1, 792 nucleotides. Lineage: Eukaryota; Viridiplantae; Streptophyta; Zygnematophyceae; Desmidiales; Closteriaceae. The record is from the annotation of a GenBank genome assembly.
AUGACGCAGCGAGUCUCAUGUACGUCGAGCCAGCGUCGUCGCCGCGACCUGAGCGGCACGGCCUUUCUCCUCCUCUCGCUCGUCCUGCUCUCAUCUCUCCACUCGGCGCUGGCCUUCCGCUUCUCCGCGGGGCUCCGCGCGGACAAUCUGCGCGGGAUGAUGCGUGGAUGGGAGCAAGGCGGGCGCUCGACCGGCCAGCCGCAACAACAGAGCGGCGGAACGAGCGGAGGCGGAAUUGGCGGCGGCGGAAUGGGCGGCGGCGGAAUCGGUGGCGGCGGAAUGGGCGGAGGCGGAAUGGGCGGCGGCGGAACGGGCGGAGGCGGAAUGGGCGGGGGCGGCAUGGCUGGCGACGGAAUGGGCAGCGGAGGAAUGGGCAGCAGCAGAACGGGUGGCGGCGGAAUGGGCGGGGGUGGCAUGGGCGGCGGAGGAACGGGCGGAGGCGGAAUGGGCGGCGGCGGCAUGGGUGGCGGCGGAAUGGGCGGCGGCGGAAUGGGCGGCGGCGGAACGGGCGGAGGCGGAAUGGGCGGCGGCGGCAUGGGCGGCGGCGGAAUGGGCGGCGGCGGCAUGGGUGGUGGCGGAAUGGGCGGCGGAGGCAUGCGCGGCGGAGGAAUGGGCGGCGGCGGCAUGGGUGGCGGCGGAAUGGGCGGCGGCAUGGGCGGACCUGGUUCCUCUGCUCCCGGAUCACAAUCAGCCAUGGGUCCUGGGGGGAACAUGGGCGGAGGCUUGGGCGGCGGAGGCAUGGGCGGGUCAGGGUGGUUUGCUCCAGGGUCGCAGGCAGCACCCGUUCUGUGA